AUGCAGGUGAAGAACGGGAAGCGCUGGAGUCAGGUCAUGUACAUGGAAUAUGUCCUAUACAUGGUUGAUGAAGCUUCCCUUGACGAAACGUACAUCCUCACAACGGACGCUGACGUCAGCUUCACUUCGAACUCUGUAGAAAAUUUACUCGAUCUGAUGACACGUGACCAUUCAGUGGGCGCUGUUUGUGCCAGGACACAUCCUUUGGGCAAAGGCCUACUCGUCUGGUACCAGACUUUUGAGUACGCUAUUGGGCAUUGGUUUCAAAAGGCGGCAGAGCAGGUAACCGGGUCAGUUUUGUGCUCUCCGGGAUGCUUCAGUGUUUAUCGUUGCAUUGCAAUCCGAGAAAUUCUACCAGAGUAUGCCACCCACGUUACACAAGCUAGUGACUUUCUCACCAAGGAUAUGGGCGAGGACAGGUGGCUAUGUACACUGAUGGUGAAGAGCGGUUGGAAAAUCGAGUAUUGUGCUACGGCUGAGAACAGCACAUAUUGUCCCGAUGACUUUGACGAAUUCUUCAAACAGCGACGGAGAUGGAUCGCCUCUACUCUCGCCAAUAUGAAGAUUUUCAUCUUGGAUUGGAGAACAGUCUGGAAUUGA
Dreissena polymorpha is the source of this 600-nucleotide messenger RNA. RefSeq names its product chitin synthase chs-2-like. Gene Ontology annotation, cellular component: cell periphery; cell septum. Gene Ontology annotation, molecular function: chitin synthase activity. The transcript is spliced from 5 exons. NCBI's taxonomy places the organism in Eukaryota, Metazoa, Mollusca, Bivalvia, Myida, Dreissenidae. Bases 1 to 600 code for a protein of 199 amino acids. The record is from RefSeq and is a predicted model, not a curated record.